ACGGUCGCUCAAUCCGCGCGCCGUCCCGGGGGAGAAGCUCCUUCGGUCUUGGCUGAGCGGGAAAACGAGAGUGAAGCAGCCGCCAUGAAUUGGGUUGGAGGGGUUCGAAAUAGAAUCAAGCUGAAACAACAGAAAAAGCAACAAAAGGAGUUUUUUGAGAAGAGGAAACUUAAAACCAAAUUUAAACUGUUAGACACACCAUUGUCACCUCAACAGAAUUCAUCUGUUAGCUGGGAUCUCCUCACUCUGCACAUCGUUAACCGAAUAGCUGCAAAGAAGGAACAGAUUGAUGGGCCAAACAAAGUCAAUCAAGUAAAUAUGAAGAAGGAUACAAAAAUGCCAAUUAGACAACAUAACAUUGAGCUACCAAUGUCUCCCUGCUCUACACCCUCUCGAAUAUUCCUAGAAGAAAGUAAAUGCAGUUCCCAAGAGAAUGAAUGGAGCAGCAGGACAAAGAACUUUGCCAACAUGACAAAUUUAAAAUAUGGGGAGCAAAAUUUUCUUAGCCAACUUGACAUGACCCCACUGACUGAACCCAUUGAACAUGCUGCUGUACUGACUGAACGUAUUGUGUCAAAUUGUAUGGGCUUACCCAAGCAUCUAAAUGGAAGAUUGCUGCAAAAUUCUGUGACAAAGUGUUCACGUCUACAUUCAAACCGUGGUGAAGAACAUAUUUCCUUUGGAGUGCAAGAUACACUUUCUUCAUCUCAGAAAGUUACAACCCAAUCUGAAAGAACAAGACAGAGCAUGAACUUCUAUGGCAGAGAUUUUCCUUUAACUCAGUAUCUCAACUCAGAAAGCAGUCAACCUAUGACCAACCAUGUAUGUCAAAAUAACUUUAUGCAUGAUCCUUUGGCUCAAGGUGAAAACAAUUUUAAGAUAAAUACUGCCUCUACAAGAAGUAACAUGUGCAAAACAUCUGUUCUGGGAAAGAAAAGUGUUAUUCAAAACAGAAAAAAUGAAAGCAUUUUCACACAACCAACGGCCAAUUUAUUUGAAGAAGCAGUGGAUAAAGAUAAUCUUGAAAAUAAUUCACGUGACAAGCAUUUCCUAGAAAGCAACUUAGAGUUCAAUGUUCAGGAAAACAAUGGCUUUUUCAGAAGUUUUGAGGAAUCUUGGAGAUCCUUGAAAGACAGAGGAACAGUGCUGAAUGGUUCAUUUGAAAGUAGUCAAUCUCCCAGCUACUCUCCAAAAGAAACGGACAGUUGUUGUAGUGUAUUUUCUGACUUGUCAGAAUUAGAUGGUCAAAUCAUGCAGCCGGAUGUUUCAGCUACCUGCAAAGGCAAAGUUCAGGAAAAACUUUCCAAUGUCCAAACUGUGGGAGAAAACUUUGAAGCUGAAAAUUUUCCAUCACAGGAAUACCCCAGAGAAACCAACUAUGCAAGCCAAUCUUGCUCUUAUCCCAUCAGUCAAAAAGUCAUGAGUGACUCAAUUGAGUCAAAUGUGCUUAUUACUGGACAGAAAGACAAACUAGAUCAGCUUGUUCCAUCCCUGGUGAAUUACUCAACAGGAAUUUGUACUUCAGCUCAAAAUACUUCAGACAGCAAAUCACUUCAGGUUCAAAAUGCAUGGACACAAACUGAAUUCUCACUCAUGUGUGUGAAGAGGUCAGAUAUUGCCAUACAGUGCAACUUGUCAAAUGCUACAAUGUGUCUUUCAUCUCCUGACAAAGAACCAAACAGUCUCAGUGGUGACAGCAGCAAUCAUACCAUGGAGGACAAUACAAUCCAUCAAUUAAACACUCCUAUUGUUUAGCUGAAAGUCAAAAAUGUACUGUAUUCACUGAAAAAGAUCAGACUUUAGACAACCAUUUUGAGGAAGUGGAUGACACAAAAUGCCUCAAUGUCAGAAGAGAUGAGAAUACUAAAACUAUCACCAUAUGCAAUAGAUCUCUGAUCCCUGUUAACCACAGCAAGACUGAAAUUCAAAGUACAGAGACUCAAAAGCUAAAGCCAAUGCUUCAAAAUGAAAGUGAAGUCUCUAAUUUAUCUGGAAUUAACAAUAUAAUUGAUCAAAAGUAAUUAGUCACUAAAUUGCUUAGAAUCUAUAAUAACCGAAAUGCCAUGAACUGGUAAACUUUAUAGUCCUUCACAUUCAGUUUCGUGUUGGGAAUCUAUAGAUUACAUUAAGACAGUGCUUCACUUUUCCUGAGCUUUAAAUGUAACACAACUUUGUUAUUCCAUUGAUGGCUGACUGCAUGAAUACAUUGUAUGGCUUAUUCUAUGGGAGACAGACAAAAUUGAUUCCUGGAUUUAAUCUACUCUGCAAGGAGUUUUCUUGUUCAUAGAUACAGACAGAUGUUAAAUGGAUUCCAGAAUUUUUAAACCUAAUCUUUUGUAUGAAUGUUGAAUUACUCAACAGAUUGUUUCCCAUGUGAACAGUCACUUGAGUAAGAAUGCUGGUGUCAAUGGAGCCAUCCUGAGCCUUUGUAUUGGGGAGGGGAAGAGAAAACAAUUUAGACUUAGCUAAGACCAAAUAUAUCUCCUCUAAAUAUUUUCUACCUACACGAUAAAAGGGCGUAAAGUUUAUGCUCUAUGCACAAAUUGGCAUUUUCAAAAAAAAUCCUGUUUUCUUAGCCUUAUGAUACCAUGUUUCCCAAAUAUUCCACAACAGACAACUGAUCUGGUUCAACCUCAUUCACCAGAAACAGAUCCUUCUCCUAUCCUAUCUCCUUGGGCUAGGAACAUAUUGAUCUAAAAUAUUUUUCUGAACAUGUUAUAGAAGCUCUUGCUCUUCUAUUACUUUUACACUAUUACUAUUCCAUUCUAUAUAAGGAGAAUUAAAGAUUUUCAUUAUAACUGC
Molecule: messenger RNA, 2802 nt
Organism: Rhincodon typus (whale shark)
Lineage: Eukaryota; Metazoa; Chordata; Chondrichthyes; Orectolobiformes; Rhincodontidae
Exons: 9
Coding region: 85-1755 (556 amino acids)
Source: RefSeq, a predicted model, not a curated record